Molecule: messenger RNA, 3192 nt
Organism: Esox lucius (northern pike)
Lineage: Eukaryota; Metazoa; Chordata; Actinopteri; Esociformes; Esocidae
Gene: ccdc175
Product: coiled-coil domain containing 175
Exons: 19
Coding region: 68-2296 (742 amino acids)
Source: RefSeq, a predicted model, not a curated record
UUGAAACUUGGAAGCAAUGGACACUGAUAAAACAGAGCAAGUUUUCCGCACAUAGUUUACAUUUGACAUGGCAUCUUGCUUAGUGCCUGAUUUUCCAGCUGUUCUUGUCGCUUUGGAGCAUUUGGGGGAGUUAGACAAACAGCUGAGUGAUGAGGGAGUUCCAUUCAGUCCAGAGGCAAGUCAUCAUUUGAGAGAAAUUGCAGCUGCCAUCACUGAACUGGAGUAUUCUAGGAGAGCAACCCAUGAAAAACUUGAGGUAGAAACUAUUGAAACAAGCAAACUUCGUUAUCAAGCCCAGAAUAUCUGUGAUGAUGUCCAGAAAGAGAUUUCAGCCGGUGUUGCUGCUGCAAGAAACAUAAACAUGGGUCAAAUUACUCAACUCCAAGAUGAACUGAACAGUGUAGUACAAGAAAUAGAGUCUAUGGAGAAAAAACAGGAUGUCCUCGAAAAGCAAAAUGCAGUUCUUUAUCCUGAGAGAGAGUUGGUGAAAGGUGACCAUGAAAAUAUAAUCAACCAAUUAAACUACCAGCUGUCAGAGAAGGCCAAUCAACAGAUUCUGCUUAAUGAAACGAUAAAUAAGAUCCGGGAAGUGAAAACCAAGAUCUCAGAUGUGGAAACCGCUAAAGUGAAGCUAGUGGAAGACAUGAUUCAAAAGAACGAGGUGUUCAUUGAAUCAAAGGAGAACCUUCAGAGAGAGUACGAGGAAACCAACAGUAACAUACACAUGCAGAGGAAAAGCAAUGCAAAGAAACGCAGAGAGCUGGAUAUUGUUUCAUCGCAACUGUUGGAUAAGGAGGACAAGGUUGCAGAGCUAAAAAAACACGUUGCACAGUUAGUGCAGAGUAUAGCUAGACUGACAGCAUCUGAAAUCCAAUCAAAAGAGCAGCUGGUGGACGAGAUCAAAACAUUUCAGGAACUUGCUGUUCAAAAGAAAUUUCAUGAAAAGGAAUUGGCUGAAGUGAGAAUGGCGUUUGAACUGAAAGUCAAGUCCCUACAGGACAAGAUUGAAGAGAUGGAUAUUGAGUGGGAGGAAGGACAGAAAGUGAAUGCCAUUCACCUGGAUUCUAUUGUUAAGCUCUCUAACAGCUUCAAAGCUCAGAGGAAAGCAGAGGACGACUUUAUGGCUGAACACCUCAUUGUCUCAAGACGGUUUGAAAAGUCCAAACUCAGACUUGAGGAACGUAUUGCAUCAAUUGCUAAACAUAAAAUUGAGAUCAGAGAAAUGGAGGAGGAGAUCAAACAACUUAAUGAAACCAAUAUAGUUAUUGCAGACCAUUUUGAAAGAAAUAUGGAGGAGUUGCAUGGACAGCUCAGUAAAGAAAAGAAGAACAUAGGAAUGUUUGAAGUUGAAAAAGAAGAACUGUGCCAGUCUCUUGAGAAUCUAAAAAAAGAUCACGAACAGCAUGUGAAAGAGGUCAACUCUAAUAUUGAUUUAGCCAGGAAAAGAUAUGAGGAACUGCUUGACGAGGAGAAGAAACUCCAAGACCAUUUAUUGAUGGACAAGUUGAUUGAUCAUCUUAGCAACCAGAUUGUUGAGGCCAAGGAGGGCUAUGAACAAAUGACCAUUUCCUACAAUGCAGAGAUCCAGCAGCUGAUAACUGAAGCUGAGUCAGUGACACAAAGCCGACUGGUGGAGGAGGAGGGCCUGAUGAGUAAAGAGUCUGUCUUGGUAGAGGUGGAAGCCCAGUUUGAUUUUGACCAGUCCAGACACAAAAAACUGAAAAAACAUACCUCAGAUUUAAAGAGUAAGAAGAAUCAUCUAGAAUUCUCAAUUCAGGAUAUGAAAGAGAACAUUAAUACUCUUCUCAAACCAAAGGAGAAGAUGAAGAGGAGUCUGGGGAGUUUACGUGAGAAACACAUGGAGCUGCUUAGAUCUCAUGCUUCAGACAUCAGUACCACUGAGAAAAACAUCUAUGAGAACGGAUUAAUGCUGGAACAAGUCAAUAUGGAGAACAGCAGGCUGCAUGUGUGUAUUGAACAAAUGAAGGAGGACAUAUCGAAUGCCAGGAAAGACAAGGAAAGACACAGCCAGGAGAUUGAGUGGUUAAAAGAGGAGGUUCACUCUCUAUUUGGGAGUUUACUUGAUGCUCAGGCAGAAGACAUGAGGGUGACCAAGAAAUCAUCAGAGAAAGACCAGAAGAUUCUGGAAGCUAUCCACAGACUCAUGACCAAGAUACACAACAGGAUGUUCAAACUGGGGGACAUCAACAGCAGGAUACAAGAGGAACUGAAGGGCAUGGGUUCUCUGUUGGCCAGUAAUAAAUCAAGUAUUAAACCUACACAGCCAGGUAUCUAAUGAAACAUUAAGAAUGAGUACAAAACACGUUACAAAAGAAGUACAAAUGAAACAUUUUAGAUGAAGUAGAUGAGUACUCUUGUGAUUACUUCACUACAUUUAUUUUGAGCAAAGCAACAUUUCUGACUGAAUGUACAACCAACAGUCAAUUGUAGCUUAUCAAGUCCUUGUUCAAUGUUUUAAAAUUCAUACUGUGGUAUGAUGAUAAACAUCCAACUAUUUUUUAAACAUACCAUCUAAUAAAUUCACAAUUUGCCUCCUAUUCAAUGUAUUUCCACCACAGAAUUUUUAUUCAAUUUUUAUUGAAGCAAAGCAAUGGAACUUCAUCUAUAUACAAUUCCAGGUUAUAAUGAACUAUUGUAUCUGCUUCAGGGCAUAAUGCAUGUGUUCAGAGAUUUUUGGCACAUUAGAUUAUUUCACGAGCAUCUAACCUAUUGGACAAUACAGAGACCACCUCUGAUGUCACAACAACCAAGGGCUAAAAACAAUUAACAGUAACUUAUGAAACAAUGCAGAAAAUGUCCAGUAUAACCACCUCCAUACAAACAUAAUAACCACAUUCAAAUGUCCAAAAAUCAACACAAUUCAAUAAUUUAAAACAUAAUAAAUCUCAUUCUACAGAUGGUUUAUCCAAAGCAAAUUUACAGUAAUGCGUUCAUACAUUUUAAUGUGGGUGGUCCUGAGAAACAAACCAACAAAUCCUGGCAUUACACUUGGCAUGUUCUACUGACAGAGCCUUACAGAACCUUUUAAAUAUAUGGAGCCUUAUUUACAGACAUAUGUACACAGUGAUCUUUUUUCUCCCUUGUCAUCAUUUGAAGUGUACUGCACUUUCCUGUUAAAGCAGUCAAGGCCACUGCCCAUAUACAGCAAUUGCACAAUAUUUCGUGGAUCAA